UUUGAAAAGCCAACAUUUGCUAAUGAGAGCCAUCACUCCUCGUUGCCGCCAUUUCUCAUCUGCCAAGCAACUAAAAGACUUAGUUUCAUCAUCAUCAACCCCAAAACCUGAAUUUCUUCAUUCCAUUCUCAGUGAAGAUUUAUGCGGUGAAAUAUUGAACCAAUACCCAGAUAUCAGAACAUUGAAAAAACUCCAUUCCAAGAUACUCAAUAACCGGCAUCUUCGUUUCAACCCAACUAUAGCCAUCAAAUUGAUGAGAGCCUACGCAGCUUGCGGAGAUCCAGCAGUUGCACGCCACAUAUUCGAUGAAAUGACUGAAAAGAACAUCGUUUUCUUUAACGUCAUGAUAAGAAGCUAUGUAGGCAACGGUUGCUAUCACGAUGCUCUUCUUAUGUUCAAAGAAGUAUCUAGCCAUGGUUUGCGCCCUGAUCACUAUACGUACCCUUGUGUCUUAAAGGCAUGUUCUAGGUCAGAUAAUUUGCGGGUGGGUUUGCAAAUCCAUGGUGAUGUGGUUAAAGUUGGUCUUGACUUGAAUCUUUUUAUAGGGAAUGGGCUGAUUGCUAUGUAUUCCAAGUGUAGAUUUUUGGUCCAAGCGCGGCGAGCUUUUGAUGAGAUGCCGAUUAGAGAUAUUGUUUCUUGGAAUUCAAUGGUUUCUGGAUACGCACAGAAUGAAUGCUUUGAUCAAGCACUGGUUGUUUGUAGGGAAAUGAAGUUACUGGGGAUAAAACCCGAUGCUGGGACUAUGUCCAGCCUAUUACCAGCAGUGACCAACACUUCCUCCGAUAAUAUUUCGUUUGUUAAAGAAAUGUUUUCGAAGUUGGCUCGAAAGAGCGUCGUUCCUUGGAAUGUGAUGAUUUCGAUUUUUGUGAACAAUUCAUUGUCAAGUGAAGCCGUGGAUUUGUUUUCGCAGAUGGAGGCAUAUGGUAUCGAACCAGAUUCUUUUACCAUUGCUAGUAUCCUUCCUGCUUGUGGUGAUCUUUCGGCUAUUUUUCUCGGAAGACGAAUUCAUGAAUAUAUCAAUAGGAAGAAACUCUUUCUGAACUUGGCACUGGAUAAUGCACUAAUUGACAUGUAUGCAAAGUGUGGAUGCUUAAAAGAAGCGAAGGCGGUGUUCGAUCAGAUGAAGUUUCGGGAUAUUGUGUCAUGGACUUCUAUGAUCUCAGCUUAUGGAAUGAGUGGCCAAGGUGACAAAGCUAUGUCCCUUUUCUCUAAAAUGCAAAACUCGGGUCUGACUCCAGAUUCUAUUGCAUUCGUGUCGGUUCUUUCGGCUUGUAGCCAUGCAGGGUUACUGGACCAAGGUUGGUAUUUCUUUAACUUGAUGACAGACCAACAUAAAAUUCUUCCCAGGGUAGAGCAUUUUGCUUGUAUGGUUGAUUUACUUGGACGUUCCGGGCAAGUAGAAGAAGCCUAUAAUUUCAUCAGAAAGAUGCCAAUUGAACAUACUGAGAGGAUAUGGGGAACUUUGUUGGGUGCCUGUUGGAUGCAUUCUAACAUGAAUAUCGGACUCCUUGCUGCUGAUCAUCUUUUCCGAUUAGCACCGGAGCCGUCCGGAUAUUAUGUCUUGUUAUCGAACAUAUAUGCGAAGGCUGGUAGAUGGGAAGAUGUUACAACUGUUAGAUCUAUCAUGAAGAGCAAAGGGAUCAAGAAAAUGGCUGGUGCUAGCAAUACCGAGAUCGACAAUCAGGUUUAUACCUUUCUUGCCGGUGAUCAGUCGCAUCCACAGUCGAGGGAAAUCUACAAGAAAUUAGAUUUUCUGGUGGGGAAAAUAAAAGAGGCCGGUUAUGUCCCGGAAACUCAGUCCGCACUUCAUGAUGUUGAGGAGGAAGAUAAGGAAGGCCAUCUGGCUGUUCACAGUGAGAAGUUAGCUAUAGUCUUCGCCAUUUUAAAUACUAAACCCGGGACACCCAUUCGAAUCACCAAGAAUCUCCGUAUAUGCGGCGAUUGCCAUGUCGCUGCUAAACUCAUUUCACAAAUCACCGAACGCGAGAUCAUAGUCAGGGAUACGUAUCGGUUUCACCAUUUCCAAUACGGUGUUUGCUCAUGUGGAGAUUACUGGUGAAUCGAUUUCGGAGAACUGCUCCCGAAUUCACAUGAUACCGGAAUAUAAGCAACAGAGAGAUCAGCUGUCUAUCGUUUAAUCGGAUUCGGCAGGCCAUAGUUGUACGUCGGUCUUGAUACUACUGAAUUCCGGUGCAAUGAUUCUACCGAGAAGUCUUUAGACCAUUUUGAUCAUCUUAUAAGUGGCUAGGCUCGAUGUCUGUUUUGAGAGGUAGGU
Molecule: messenger RNA, 2275 nt
Organism: Hibiscus syriacus
Lineage: Eukaryota; Viridiplantae; Streptophyta; Magnoliopsida; Malvales; Malvaceae
Product: putative pentatricopeptide repeat-containing protein At3g49142
Exons: 1
Coding region: 23-2059 (678 amino acids)
Biological process (GO): RNA modification
Molecular function (GO): protein binding; RNA binding; zinc ion binding
Source: RefSeq, a predicted model, not a curated record